UUGCUUUUAUGUAAGAGAAAAUUAGAAGAAAAUUAUGUGCAUAUUGACUGUUUCCCUGCUUUACAAUGCAUUCUACAAGAAAACUCGAUAGAAAGCCUUGAUCCCUCUCUAAAACUAAUAUUUACACAGCACUUGUCAUCAUUAAGUGAACUUUUUGAAAACUAUUUUCCCGAAAAUCUGGAGCAAUACGACUGGGUUAGAAACCCUUUCCAGUCGACCUCACCAUCAACACUUUCGACAUGGGAAGAAGAACAAUUAAUAGAAUUGUCCUGUGACUCCAGCCUUAAGCUCCAAUACGACAAAAACAAACUGCAUGAAUUUUGGAGCUCAGUUUCUCACGAAUAUCGUGCCAUCAGCUAUACAGCAUUGAGGGUUCUAUUACCAUUUGCGACAUCGUACUUGUGCGAAACAGGCUUUUCUGCAGUUGCAGUAAUAAAGAACAGGUACAGAUCGAAAAUAAAUGUAGAGAAAGAGAUGAGAGUGGCAAUUGACCCACGUUUUGAGGAGCUAUGCUCAGAAACGCAAGCACAUCCUUCUCAUUAG
This is a messenger RNA of Parnassius mnemosyne (clouded apollo), 543 nucleotides long. NCBI's taxonomy places the organism in Eukaryota, Metazoa, Arthropoda, Insecta, Lepidoptera, Papilionidae. The record is from the annotation of a GenBank genome assembly.